Molecule: messenger RNA, 9079 nt
Organism: Mercenaria mercenaria
Lineage: Eukaryota; Metazoa; Mollusca; Bivalvia; Venerida; Veneridae
Exons: 2
Coding region: 108-2204 (698 amino acids)
Molecular function (GO): protein binding
Source: RefSeq, a predicted model, not a curated record
GAGGAAGUGAAAAAAUAACAUUCCAUAAAACUAUAAAUAUAGACAUUAUUUAAUCAGACUUUGAAGAAAUUUUAUUACAGAUUUGCUGACUUCAUACCAAACAAAGAAUGUUUCAACAACCUGGUUAUAUUGAGAAUGCGUCACUGAGACUGUCAGAUGUUCUUACUGACAUAGGAGUGGAUGAGAGAAUUGUUCUGAAAAGAAGAAGAACAUGGCUGCUGAUGGAAUCUAUGGGAACAAUAUCAACACAACUACAGGAUGCGAAUGGUUCAGAAUACUACUUAGGCAGUCAGUCUGAGGGUUCUACUACACCGGGACUCAAGUCAGACAUAGAUCAACUUCUCUGUUAUAAUGGCUAUAAUGUUAUACAAGGUUGGGCUGACUGGGAACCUGGUUUGAGAAAUUACUUGAUGAUCCAGGAUGUGACUGUAUCACCUGGCUAUUGUCUACUACAAUAUCUUAGACAUGAUGCUCCUAUUCCUUACAAUGAGGUACCUAACCAAUAUCAUUACGGAGACAGAACAGGAAGAAUUUUGCUAAAGAAUACAUUCAUCUCAGCAGUAGCAGCUGAUGCUGUUGGGGGAGGAGUAAGACAUGGUCCAGCAUAUGCAGAACAAGGACAACCUGGGUUUAUUGAUAUUGACAUAGUUGGUGCUCUCCACUGUAAAACAUGGCCUCUACAAGCUAGACAAUGGUUAGACCAGCAAGGUGUAGGUCAGUGGCCUUCAGAUCACAUGAAGAGAUAUUGUAGCAGUACUGGAUGUUUUGUUGUUGGCGUUGGAAGCAAGGGCAGUGAAAAUGAAGAACUGGAAUGGAGAAUAUCAACAUCUCUAGCAGAAAGGUGUUUAAUGUUUAAUCUCGAUAUUACACAGAUUCGAUGUUAUGUGUUGAUGAAGAUGAUAUUAAAAACCUUCAUCAAACCACGCUUUGAAGACAGUAUUUCAAGUUUCAUGUGUAAAACAGUUCUGUUCCACUGUAUUGCAAAUACACAUUCUAAUUUCUGGAGAGAAAAUAACUUACUUGUUUGUCUAUCAUUGUGUUUAUUUGUCCUGUACAACUGUGUUUUGAGUGAAAACUGUCCUCAUUUUAUGAUGCCUGGAAACAACUUGAUGAGAGGACAUAUUUCACAUGCAUCUAAACCUUACAUACUUCAAAUACUGCGUUAUAUUAUAAACAGCAAAGGAAGAGUAUUGCUGGAGAUUCAGUGUGAUGAUCUUGGCGCAAGAUUUCAUCAGAAGUUGAUUAAUUUGCUCUUUGAGUUUUUCAAAACAAGUGACACUAUUUCAGGGCGCUUAUUAAUGUCAACUGCACAGUUCAUUGAUCAGAACAUACAGGACUGUGUAACUAAAAUAACACACAGUAGUUAUGAAGAAUCUAUACAAACAUUGCUGAAGUAUAUUUUCAAACUAGCCAUUAUUUAUGAUCAAUGCAAGGAACUGGAUAAAACAACCUGCAUUCUUCUGGCUCCAUGGUUCUUUUUAAAACUGGGAUCUGUCGUUGAGGCCUACAACAUUCAACAGUACAAUGCUGUAUCAGCAGACGCUCUCACCUGGAUCGCACUGGGUCUGAGCACCGAUGUUGCGUCAAGUAAACUGAAGCUAGCAUCCAUGUUAUACUGCAUAGGAGAUACUCAAAGAACAGAAAUUGUUCUCAGAGAUAUUGAAGCAAACUAUGAUCUAAACAUUGUUGAGCCUGUUUGCAAUUGCCAUAGAUAUAUUUGUCAACCCCUAAGAAGAGGGUUUAACACAAUAUGUGACAAUCAUAAUGAAGAAGCUAUACAUUACACUACAGCAUUCUGUGUCAAAUUUCUUCCAUGUGAAAUUAACUGUGCUUCACAUGAACUAAGACAUGAAAUGUUUAGAUCUACACAAGAGGACCUAGCUUUCAGAGGUAGAUAUGACCAUUGGAUGGACUGGGCUGUGGUAGAUUCCCUCCCUUACCUCUACUUCCUACAAUACAAGACCUACAGCACUACUGGGAGACAUGAAGAUAAGCAAUAUGCACUUUCCAACCUAAUCAGAACCAUUGACAAGGAACCUAACCUUGGACACAGGGAAACAGCUCUAAACCUACUGGGACAGUGUAUGGAACAAGAGGACCGAGCUAGAGAUGCUUUACAAUGUUAUCUAAUAUCCCUAAAUCUAAGGGAAAGAAACAAUGCUGCAAAGUUACAUAUCUGCAGACUGCUGUCUAAUUUGGUUUAAAAUGAACAAGAUACAGUUAUUUGACCAGUAAGUGGAGAAAAUCAAAGUAAAGAAAAACAAUUUGGACCUCAGAGGGAUUUGAACUGACACCCUUCCGUUCCACAGUCUACAAGAGAUCACAGAGUGAUCUUGGCACCCACCAAUGUGCCAUUUUUGAGUGUUCCAAAUUUCAAGACUUACUGACUAGCUCAAGGUCAAAUUUCAUUUCUUUACAGAACACUGUGCAUGUGGUCCAAAUUCAAAAGCUGUAGCUUAAGAAAUGUGGAAGUAGGUCACUAGAUCAAUUUCAAGGACAAAGUUCUUUGUAUACACAACUAUGCAUGUGCAUCAAGUUUGAAGGCUGUAGUUUGAGAAUUUUGAAAGUAGGUCGCUCGGUCAAUCUUAAGGUCAAAGUUUAUUUCGGUACACAAAACUAUGCAAGUGGUCCAAAUUUGAAGCCUGUAGCUUGAGAAAUGUGAAAGUAGGUCAAUAGGUCAAAAUCAAGGUCAAAUUUCAGUUCAGAACACAAAUCUAUGCAUGUAGUCCAAAUUUGAAGCCUGUACCUUCAAAAAUGUGAAGUAGGUCACUAGGUCAAUGUCAAGGUCAAAGUUUGUUUCGGUACACAAUCCUAUGCAUUUGGUCUAAAUUUGAAGCCUAUACUUUCAAAAAUAUGAAAGUAGGUCACUAGGUCAAUCUUAAGGUCAAAGUUUGUUUCUGUACACAAAACCAUGUAUGUGGUCCAAAUUUGAAGGCUGUAGCUUUAGAAAUGUGAAAGUAGGUCACUAGGUCAAAAUCAAGGUCAAAUUUUGUUUCGGAAUACAAAACUAUGCAUGUGGUCCAUAUUUGAAGCCUAUACCUUCAAAAAUAUGAAAGUAGGUCACUAGGUCAAUGUAAAGGUCAAAGUUUGUUUCGGUACACAAAACUAUGUAUGUGGUCCAAAUUUGAAGGCUGUAGCUUGAGAAAUGUGAAAGUAGGUCACUAGGUCAAAAUCAAGGUCAAAUUUCAUUUCGGAACACGAAACUAUGCAUGUGGUCCAAAUUUGAAGCCUGUACCUUCAAAAAUGUGAAAGUAGGUCACUAGGUCAAUGUCAAGGUCAAAGUUUUUUUAGUGCACAAAACUAUGCAUGUGGUCCAAAUUUGAAGGUUGUAGCUAAAGAAAUGUGAAAGUAGGUCACUAAGUCAAAAUCAAAGUCAACUCAUGUCAAGGUUCAUCGAGAUCUUGCCACUCAAAACCAUACAUGUGGUCCAAAUUUGAAUGUUGUAGGUUAUUUACAAGAAGUUUUUAAAAGCUUUUCCCUAUAUAAGUCUAUAUGUAACAUGUGACCCCCAGGGUGGAGCCAUAUUUGACCCUAGGGGGAUAAUUUGAACAAACUUGGUAGAGAACCACUAGAUGGUGCUACAUUACAAAUAUCAAAGCCUUAGGCUUUGUGGUUUGGACAAGAAGAUUUUCAAAGUUUUUCCCUAUAUAAGUCUAUGUAAAUCAUUGACCCCCGGGCCGGGGCCAUAAUUGACCCUAGGGGGAUAAUUUGAACAAUCUUAGUAGAAGACCACUAGAUGAUGUCACAUACAAAAUAUCAAAGCCCUAGGCCCUUUGGUUUUGGACAAGAGGUUUUUCAAAGUUUUUCCCGAUAUAAGUCUAUAUAAACCAUGUGAACCCCGGGGCGGGUCCAUAUUAGAUCCCAGGGUAUUAAUUUGAAUCAUCUUGGUAGAGGACCACUAGAUGAUGCUUCAUACCAAAUAUCAAAGCCCUAGGCUCUGUGGUUUUGGACAAGAAGAUUUUCAAAGUUUUUCCCUAUAUAAAUCUAUGUAAAUUAUAGAAAUAAACAAAGGGCCAUAACUUACUAAAAAAUUGUUGAACCAGUCUGAUUUUCAGGGGGACACAACUAGGGUACCAAUAUAUCAUUCUGACAAAGUUUGGUCAAAAUCCCCCUGGUAUUUUCUGAGGAGAUGCGAUAACGAGAAAUUGUUAACGGACGGAAGGACUGACGGAAGGACUACGGACCACGGACGCAGAGUGAUUUGAAUUACCCACCAUCUGAUGAUGGUGGGCUAAAAAUGUAGUUUUUGGCCAAACGCGCUAGGCCACUGCAUCACUGUAAAAUUUUCUAGGUGUGAAGAUUAAGUUAUGCUGAUAUUUGACUUGACCCCAGUGACCCCAUAUACAAUCCUAGCUGUGUUUUUUUAAAGCUACCUAUAGGCCAAUUUCAAUUUCAAUACAUCCACGCAAACUAAAGUUACUGAGCGGAAACUGUUUUUUCUCUCUACUUUUUGCAACAGUGACCUUGACCUUGAAUUUACUGACUCAUUUGCGAUCGCAAACUCAGUCUCCAUGCAAGCUACCUAUAUACCAAGUUUCAUUUAGUCACUUCUUAAACAAGUUAUUGAGCGGAAACCGAAAGUUGACGCAGCCCACCCGCUUAUCCAAGGUCAUUCACCAAUCUAAUAACCAGGUUUCUUUGAAAACCUGAUUAAAAGUACGAAGCAGACUACAAUCUUGUCCCUGUUGAUGCUAAAUGAGAUUAAUUACAGAUUACACAUAUGCUAAGUAAAUAAUGGGCCAUAACUUUGUUACAGCAUAAAAUAUAGUAAUGAAACCUGUACAGUGCAUGUCAGAUCGUCACAGGAAACAAGUGUAAGAAAGUUUUAAUCCGUUUAAUCAAAUGAGAUACACGCUUAAAUACAAAACUUGACCAAAAGUUGCAAAGAGCACCACUGUGCAUAGCCAAUUUAUGGAUCAUAGUUUAAAGCAUUCUGAAGUACUGAGUGUAAAGUAUUGAGUUAGCAACACCAUUUUGUAAUACAUUUAUCUGUUUUUCUUUGAAUGGAAGUGCACAUGACCUUUGACUAAAAAACAUCAAAAUGUAGAUGGCUCCAUUGUAAAUGUUCUUUUUUAACUGUCACUGUAAUCUAAACAUUUGACCCACUGACCUCAAAAUGAAUAGUCACUGCCCAUAUGUUUCACCAACUGCCCAAUAUGUGCCUGCAAAAUGUGAGGGUCACAGGCCUAAAAAUAUUGACAGGAAAUGGUUUUUGUAAUAACAAAUAAUGUGACCAUGACCUUUGACUGAAGCUUUCAAAAUCAAUAGGGUCAUUCAUUGCCCACACAUAAUGUGUACCAAGAUCUACCAAGAUCUAUGAUCCUUGGCCCAAGCGUUCCCAAGCGUUCUCAAGGUAUCAUCCGGAAACAAUUAAAAUGUUUCGGGGCAUUGUGACCUUGACCUUUUGACCUACUGAAUUCAAACCUGUAUUUAAUAAUGCUACACCUGUGUACCAAAAUUUAUUUAAAUCUGUCGAGUCUUUGAUGAGUUAUUGCCCGGAAACCAAGAAAACCAACGGACCAACAGACAAGCCAACUCCUAUACCUCCCCCUACCCACACGCUCCUCACCCCCCCCCCCCCCCACGUCCGUUUUGUGGGGGUAUAAAGGUAAAUAGAGUUAUGGAAUUUGUUAGAUAAUCACUGUUAGCAAGUGAGUGCAGUUUCAAUCAAUUCUCAAAAGUGGUUACUGAAAUACCAGCUUACACACAAAAACUAAGUUACUUAAUCAAAAGAUGCCAGUGUGAAACUUUGCCUAUUUCAAAAAGUCAAGCGUAAAAGCGGCAUAACUACACGAAAUUUCAUGCCAACGAAAUUAAAUGAUUUUACAGUAUGUCAUAUGUAAGCCAGAGUUAUAACAGAAUCCUUAUGAACUUAUCUUUUGAUGCUUAAGAUGUACUAGAUAUCAUUUUAACGAAGUUGAGAAACCUGCUCGUCUCAUGUAAAAUAACUCCAAUGAAUAUCACUGAACCGUAACAUCUAAUUAGGCUUGGCAAUGGUAACUCAGGACUGUAAAGUCUGAUGGAAUUAUUCCAACCAGUGGUAUAGAAGAAGUAGCACAGAGCAAAGAAUUUGACAAAUCAAGGGUCUUGACUCCACUCAAAAUCAUUUAAUCAGAACAUAUGAAAAUAAUUUGCGCUUCACACAAAGCACUCCUGGAGUUUGGUGAAAUUCAGCCAAACUGUAUGCAAUAAGUAGUGUAAAAUCUGUAAAAUAUGUCAAAUCAAGGGUCAUGCUGAAAAUCACUGAACUAGAACACACAUGUGUUGACAUGUGUAACUAUACUUGGCACUGAUAACUCCUGUAAAUGUUGGUGGAAGUCUGCCCAAUGGUGUAAGAGAAGUUGCCGUAAUAUCAUACAAUUUGAAAAACGAAGGGCCAUGACUCCCCUAAAUAUCAUUGAACCAGAACAUCCAGAUAUAUAUAUUGUACUUACAUAAAAUGCCAUAACACUGCUGAAAAACACUGAAUCAGAACAUGCCCAUGACAUACACAACUAGGUUUGGCAUUGAUCAUUUUUAUUACGGUUUGUGAUAUUCCAACCGUAUCUAUCAGGAGUUACAUGUACAAGUUGAAAAUAUCGAUCUGAACCGGAAAAUGUUGACCGUAAUGUCUUAAGGCGGAGAAUCCGUGAUGACUUAAGGCAGCGAAUCCCCGUUAUGUUUUAAGGCAGUGGAUCUGUAAUGACUUAAAACAUUGGAUCUGUAAUGACUUAAGGCGGUGGGUCCGUAAUGACUUAAGGCGGCGGGUCCGUAAUGACUUAAGGUGAUGGGUCUGUAAUGACUUAAGGUAAUAGAUCCGUAAUGGCUUAAGGCAGUGGGUCUGUUAUGACUUAAGGCGAUUGAUCCGUUAUGACUGAAUGUGGUGAUUCCGUAAUGACUCAAGGCGAUGGGUCCGUAAUGACUCAAGGCGGUUGAUCCAUACUGUCUUAAGGCGGAGGAUCCAUAAUGACUUAAGGCGGUGGGAAGUAAUUUCCUAUCAAAUAAGUUUUCUCCGUUCGUGAUCUCAGAAAUUCCCAGUUGUCCUCCUGAGCUUCACUUAAUGCCGAAGAAAGCCAAAAUUAGACGAGAAUGCGAAAUCGCACAGAAAUUGCUUAUGAUAUAUUUACUUCUGUAGGACCGUCACAAAAGCGUAUUGAGCUUACUGAAAAGCUUUAGGGGUGCAUUCAUGUUCAUCCUGCUUAUCAUCUAUACCUGCAGUUCACGUGGUGUAAUUAUUUAAAAGAAAAAAGUUAAUACUAUAAAGGUUUUCAGCCCGUAUGAACAAAAUACCAACAUAUAGAUCCCAAUUUUGAGGUGGUACAAAUACUUUUCGUCUGUAAAAUCAUUUAUAUGAAUAAUCGACAUAGUUAUUAGAUAUUUAAGUCACGGGUGGUAAAUGCGCAAUCCAAUGCCCGCUGGGAAUACGCUUAAAAUGGGUUGCGCGACGUCCGGUGCUGGUGUGCGCGUAAAAAAGACUAAAUUGGGGUAUGUGAAGUUAUGAUUUUGCUUAGUAUGAGACAAUAAUAAUUUUUCUCGAAAAAAAGGGCAAAAUGCUAUGCGACACAAAUAUGAUAAUACAUCAUAUACGAAAAAUAUCUGGUUUGUAAUUUAUGAUUCGGCUCUAUUAUUACAAAAGCCCAGGCGACACGAAAAGUGAAAAAGUAUAAAAUAAACAAAUAUGGCAGUUUCUGACCUCAUAUGCCUAAUCUGAUGACGCCUGAUGCUUUUCAUAAUUACUCAACAGUUAUAAAGUAACAAAUAUCAAAACUAUUUGCUUCAAAUCCUGAUUACGGGGACAUAAUUGACAAAAAAUCAUCGGCGAUGGGGUUGCACACAUGAAAUGGAGUUGCUCGUAUACAUCAUAAUGUAUAUAAUGUAUAUGCGCAACUCCAUUCCUGGGGCGCAAUCCCAUUCCCGAUUAUUUUUGCCCAGCUUUUCCCCAAAAACAACAUUUCACUCAAGUUUAUGUAAUAUUCAUGACUGUUUUACACGUGUUUGAUCAUUAGAAGCGUCACAUUUCCAGAAGAAGGCACAAGAGUUAGAAAAUUCGCAUUAUUCAUGAUUCCAUACUGUUUUGACAGUUCGAGCCAGCAGAGUUUUCGUGAUAACAGGACUGAUUCUUAAAUUAAUAAUUUGGUAUUUCACACAUACGAUCUUUAUUAAUUUUUGUGUCGGAUAGCAUUUUGCUUAUUUUCGAAAACACUCGUAAUUGUGUCAGUAUUUACAAAAGCAAAAACCACCUACCUCGAUUUUGUAUGAUUGCGCGUUUACCAUCCGUGUUAGUAAGUAUACAUAUUGUGUGCUUGUAAUCAUUUCUUUUACUCAUAAAUUCAUAUUGGUUUUCCUUUGUUAAGAAAAGGACAUUGAAACGACUGCAGAAAAUCAAAGAACAGCCUAUCUUUUCGCACUACACCUUCACAAAUAUAUUGAAAUAGGAAUUGUAUGCCAGUUCCGCAAUGUUUUAGGGACAUAUAAACGUAACAAUACAGUAUAUAUAUAUAGCAAAACACUUGAAAUCGUACCAUAUCACUGAAUGCACUAGAAUUGUAGGGGGAUAUAAAUGAAUUAUUAUUGACAGUGAUAUUAUGCAGAGUAGUGCUUCUUGUGCUCUUUAAAUCUUAAAAAUUAUUUUCCCUUCCUUAGUAUUUUUGUUGUUUUGUUUUGUGUAGUUUAACGUCACACCAAUACAAUAAUAGGUCAUAUGAAAACUUCAACAUGUUUAAUAUGCUUGUUUCUAUUCACUGUUUACAAUGAAACUUCACAUGAGAGUUCAUUCUGCAGCUACAUGCAACUAGGCAAAUUUUCACUGGGGCACAUUUGCUGCAUACAAAAUUACAGUAGAUUGAAUCCUUGCUCCUCUUCACCAAAAAUCUAAGUGCAAGUAUACAGAAAAGUUGAUGUUCACAUGCCCAGUUUUUUGUGGUCAAAGAGGAUCUCAGACGCACUUCCCGGUAUUAUGGCAUGAUAGAAGAAAAUAGACAAUUUGGACCCGUUGUAUUUAAGUUCGUGGAACGUUGAGAAUACGAUAUCGAUGCUCCUGGCCAGGUUUUCAUGACUGAUCACCAUCUGUUUAUGUUUGAUUCUGUAAGUUGUUUAAAUU